AUGUGUACCAGUUGUCUGGAUAGGUCUGAGCUCUAGCUCCCACCCUCCUCUGCCAUUGGCCGCCCCGCUGUCAUAUUCUCAUGACCAAUAAACGAUGGGGAAUCGUGCUCUUCCGGUCAGUGGACUAACAGUCUAGGCAAACGCAGCAGCACUGCACGUCGUGGAGCAAUGGUGCUGGGAGAAUCGAGACGUUAGUUUAUGAAACGGCAAAAAGGAGACACGGACAAGGAUCCCGCAUCUAACGGAGAAUAUGAGCAAGAAGGAGGCGUCAUGUCGACCCGCUUCUUUGAAGUUUACCAUUGACAACAUCCUCAACUCCAAGUCGAGUAGCAGAAACUCUGAUAGCCGUCAUUCAAAGACAUCUCUUGUAGUGUGUCGGGAUGGCUGUCUGCAUCAUCCCGGAGGCAGCGGGGAUCAAUGCAAAGAAGAGGCAGAGGCAGGAUUGCACACCAUUGAUAAAGUCAACAGAGAGGGAGAUGGAACCGUGGACGCGCUCAAAACCGUCGACACGCGCAGCAAGAGCGCGGACAGCUGCGAUGACAGGCAACAAAAGAACAACGGCAAGAAGAAUAAACUGAUGACAAAAAAGAAAACGCGCACUAUCUUUUCAAAAAGACAGAUCUUCCAACUGGAAUCUACCUUUGACAUGAAACGCUAUCUGAGCAGCGCGGAGCGCGCGUGCCUGGCGAACUCUUUGCAGCUCACCGAGACUCAAGUCAAAAUCUGGUUUCAGAAUCGACGGAAUAAAUUAAAAAGACAACUGUCUACUGAACUGGAGGGACCGACUAGCGAUUUCAGUGAUAUUGGAAAGACGGUACCGCUCCCAGCUUUAUAUAAAGAGAAUAAUCUGCUCGGAAGGUGCAUGCUUCCAGUGCCUCUACCAGUCGUGUAUCCUGGAGGUAGCGCGCCUUACUUUUAUUUCUCAAAUGCCAGCAAGUAUUUCAGCCUGUUUGAUGGAGAUAUAUGACUUAGAAAAGACCCUUGCACAGGGGACAAAGUGUAGCUCUUAUAACAAAACCGACAACACGGCCCAACUUAAAUUUUGAUAACAAACAUUAUCGGCCUUUUUGUGUAUUUUGCUGAGAACAUUGUUCAGCUAUUGGCCAGUAAAGAAGCUGGCUUGUAUUUCUAUGCAAAAGCCUAUUUUAUUUAUUGUAUGCUGUACAAAAUUUUAUUAAAAUAAUAACACCUAUCAUAUUUCAGUGCAUCACAUAUACUGGCAGAAAUGCCAGUGCCAAUCACCCUGUCUUCACAUGGCAGGAAAUUAUAACACAAAUGUUUUACUGUUUACAUUAUUAUUAUUAUUAUUAGCCUAUUAUUACAACUCCGCCAGAGACAGAUUAUUGAUGCAUGCCUUUGUAUUUUAAAUGGCCCUCUAAUUCCAAAAUGAGCACCUGAAACGUAUUUAAGUGAAUGUAUUGGCUAUUUUACAUUUAACGCAUGUUUGUAUGUUUAUUCCUUUUAGUUUUUUAUCGUUUUCAGUAUAACCUAAGUAGGCUUAUACUACCAGUAUUUACAUCUUUUAUCGAGUGUCAUUAAAUCUUCUGUUUUACACUUGCUUCAAAAGAAAACUUUUGUGUCCUGGCUUUUUUGUAUUAGUAACUUUUUAUCAAUUAAGAACGUUAUAUAUAGGCUAGUUGUUGUAGUUUGAGGCUAUUUAUUAAACACGUGAGCCUCAUUAACAACGUUACAGUUGCAUGUUCUUGCGGAAUUAUCUAUGGCAAGCCAACAAAAUCUCACCGUAAAACAAAGUAAAUUCCGAUGACCAAGCCUAUUAUACUCGGACUAAGUCUCAGGGUUACAGACCCCAACGGGCGGCUUAUUUCACCUGAGGAUUUAUCCUCGAACUCUGUAAAAAGUACAAACGCGGACAUGUAUAUUGCCUUACAGUGAACUAAAGCAUCAAUAAAUGUUCGUGCAAAUAUUUCAAAGCUCUAUAAAGUGCAUUUUUACACGCACAGUGCUUUAUGCAACCUACUUCAAAUGUUUCACGUCAUAAUAUAGCCUAAGAGUAGGCUAAACUUCACUCAGUGUUCAUAAAUACAUUUUAAAACGAAUAGCUGAGAUUAAUUUACGUGGUUGU
Messenger RNA from Cyprinus carpio (common carp), 2083 nucleotides. RefSeq names its product homeobox protein HMX3-like. Gene Ontology annotation, cellular component: nucleus. Gene Ontology annotation, biological process: regulation of transcription by RNA polymerase II. NCBI's taxonomy places the organism in Eukaryota, Metazoa, Chordata, Actinopteri, Cypriniformes, Cyprinidae. Gene Ontology annotation, molecular function: RNA polymerase II transcription regulatory region sequence-specific DNA binding; DNA-binding transcription factor activity, RNA polymerase II-specific. The record is from RefSeq and is a predicted model, not a curated record.